AUGGUGAAGAAGAACCUUCAGAGAGGCACUCCAUCUUCAAUUUUGAAAUUCGAACUUGAAUGGGGGCAUGAGCGGUUUGGGGACCCUUUCCGGAGCUCCGACUUUGAAUGCAAGUCGUCCGAGCGGCAAUGCCGCAUCGAAGUCGCUAACAGGAGGGCUAGAUCUUCACGCAAGGGCAAGCACAGCAAAGACUCUUCGGAGGUGUUGGGAAAGACAAAGGGGAAGAGCAAGAAAUCAUCGUCAUCGAAGUCUUCCAAGAAGUCAGACGCGAGCUCCUCGCUCAAGGGUGGGAGGACUUCAACGCAAGAGAAUCUCACCCGCUACCUCAGUGAAGACAGCGACGACGACGUUCCUUCCAAAGUGAAGAGGGAGGCUCCUUCAAAACUCCCCGUUUUCCAGUGGAAGGAAGAGGAGGAGGAGGAGGACGAGGACGAGGACGAGGACGAGAAGCAAGCGGGCAAGAAGGCUGAGAAGUCGCCCGAGCGGCUGACGGGUAUGGCAGGCCCCUUCCACCGAAGGAUCGCCGGAUGUGACUUGAUGAAGGAGCUGCUGCCGCCUCUUGACCUCCUGCUGCAGGUGCUCAGCAUCUUCAAGGAGAGCAGGAAGGGGAAGGAGGAGGGGCCGGGCGAGGACGCGGACCUGAGUGACAUCUUGGGGAUCAACUUGAAGCCGAAGGCGGCCACGUCGAGCAGGAGGAGAGCGCAGACCAUGUUGGGGGGUCAAAGUUUGUUCGGCAGCUUGAAGACUUCGGCCGAUCAAGAAGAUCAGCUCGACUCUGAGAUUUCCAAACCCUCAGCUCUCUCGUUCAUGUCCAAGGACAAAGGAAAGGAGAAGGACGAGGAGGAGGCGAGGAGGAACCAGGAAGCGGAGAGGGAGAGGGAGAGGGAGGAGGAGAGGGAGAGGGAGAGGGAGAUGGCGAAGAAACAAGCCGAGGAAAAGGAACGGCUGGUGAAGCAGCCGAAUGAGGUGGCAUCAGGGCGCACGGACAGCGAGGGAGCGCAGGUGGUGAGUUGGUUCUUGUUGCCUGCUGGAUGA
Messenger RNA from Guillardia theta CCMP2712, 1035 nucleotides. RefSeq lists its product as hypothetical. The transcript has 12 exons. The record is from RefSeq and is a predicted model, not a curated record. The coding region runs from base 1 to 1035 and encodes 344 amino acids. NCBI's taxonomy places the organism in Eukaryota, Cryptophyceae, Pyrenomonadales, Geminigeraceae.